This is a messenger RNA of Kockovaella imperatae, 939 nucleotides long. RefSeq names its product Shr3 amino acid permease chaperone. Bases 212 to 781 code for a protein of 189 amino acids. The record is from RefSeq and is a predicted model, not a curated record. The transcript is spliced from 5 exons. Gene Ontology annotation, biological process: endoplasmic reticulum to Golgi vesicle-mediated transport. Gene Ontology annotation, cellular component: endoplasmic reticulum membrane. NCBI's taxonomy places the organism in Eukaryota, Fungi, Basidiomycota, Tremellomycetes, Tremellales, Cuniculitremaceae.
CCACAAUGCCACACUUCAAUGAAGACCGACGUGACGGAAAUGUUCAACAUCUUUGGUCCAAAGCGCAUGAGAAUUGUACAUUUCUUGGACUAUACUUUCACUUGUGCAGCUCAUCGACAUCAUAUUGUACGAGGAAAGACAGUCGGGACAGAUCAGAGGUACCCUAUUUGUGUUCUGUUCCUGGAUCCUCUUCUUCCAUCGGUCCAACAUAAUGACGUUUGCCCAAUCGGUAGUCUUGGGUUCAUGUGCCUUUAUCCUAGGGAUGGUCUUUGUGUGCCAAGUGGUGGAUAUUCCGUUACUCUAUAUGCCAGUAACAAAGCAAUCAAUCGAGAAUGGAUACACCUUCUACGAAAUGUGGUUCGAGUCUCCGGGAGCAGUCAAGGCUCUAUUUCACGUCGCUCUUGGUUUACCUCUUAUCGCCCUCAUUGUUAAAUUACAUGGCUGGACCGAAUCCGCAAUGUUCUUUGACGGGUCAUCGCUGGCUUUACACGUCGCGGUGAUCAUUCUCUACCUGACAGUUCAUAUUCCCUCUCUGCGGACAUUCCUCCCUGAAUCAAGCACCGUCACAUCCUUCUCUAUCCUCCCACCACCACCACCUCGCGAUACACCCCCUACAGAGGCCGAGAGGAUCGAAGCUCUUCGCGUGCUCUGUGCGGGCAAUGCGCUCGUCGGAGUUGUCACGGUCGGAAUCAUCAUCAUGCAACUCGGGCAAGAGUACGCCAGGAGACAGGAGGAAAAGGAACAGAGGGAGAUUGACCUAAGGAGCAAGAAGGAUAUCUAAAGUGUGAAAAGUGCAGAUAUGUGAUGAUCAAUGGAGUCCAAAAGUUCCUACGAGCUUGCUUGAUCCCCCAAAGCACAAGACCCACCCUCUGGGCUCUGAUUCUAAGCGAGCAUGUUUAGAGAUGCCUGCCUCGUGCUCAUGUCAUGGCGUCAAUGCAC